AUGGAUGGAGAAGAAGUCAAGGAAGAAGAAGAAGUCAUGGACGGAGAAGAUGUUAUGGAAGGAGAAGAUGGUUUGGAUGGAGAAGAAGUUAGGGAAGGAGAAGAGGUUAGGGAAAGAGAGGAAGCUAAAGAAGGAGAAGAAGUUAAGGAUGGAGAAGAAGUUUGGGAUGGAGAAGAAGUUUGGAAUGGAGAAGAAAUCAAGGAGGAAGAAGAAGCUAAGGAAGGAGAAGAAGUUAUGGAUGGAGAUGGAGAAGAAAUUUGGGAUGUAGAUGAAGUUAAGGAUGGAGAAGAAGUUAGGGAAGGAGAAGAAGUUAAGGAUGGGGCAAUAGUUUGGGAUGGGGAAGAAGUGAAGGAAGGAGAAGAAGUUAGGGAGGAAGAAGAAGAAGAAGUUUUGGAUGGAGAAGAAGUCAAGGAUAAAGAAGAAAUUAUGGAUGGGGAAGAAGUUAAGGAGGGAGAGAUGGUUAUCAUGGAUGGAGAAGAAGUCAAGGAAGGAGAAGAAGUCAAGGAAGGAGAAGAAGUCAUGGACGGAGAAGAUGUUAUGGAAGGAGAAGAUGGUUUGGAUGGAGAAGAAGUUAGGGAAGGAGAAGAAGUUAGGGAAAGAGAGGAAGUUAAAGAAGGAGAAGAAGUUAAGGAUGGAGAAGAAGUUUGGGAUGGAGAAGAUGUUUGGAAUGGAGAAGAAAUCAAGGAGGAAGAAGAAGCUAAGGAAGGAGAAAAAGAUGGAGAAGAAAUUUGGGAUGUAGAUGAAGUUAAGGAAGGAGAAGAAGAAGUAAAGGAUGGAGAAGAAGGUAGGGAAGGAGAAGAAGUUAAGGAUGGGGAAAUAGUUUGGGAUGGGGAAGAAGUGAAGGAAGGAGAAGAAGUUAGGGAGGAAGAAGAAGAAGAAGUUUUGGAUGGAGAAGAAGUCAAGGAUAAAGAAGAAAUUAUGGAUGGGGAAGAAGUUAAGGAGGGAGAGAUGAUUAUCAUGGAUGGAGAAGAAGUCUUCGACGGAGAAGAUGUUAUGGAAGGAGAAGAUGGUUUGGAUGGAGAAGAAGUUAGGGAAGGAGAAGAAGUUAGGGAAAGAGAGGAAGCUAAAGAAGGAGAAGAAGUUAAGGAUGGAGAAGAAGUUUGGGAUGGAGAAGAAGUUUGGAAUCGAGAAGAAAUCAAGGAGGAAGAAGAAGCUAAGGAAGGAGAAGAAGAUGGAGAAGAAAUUUGGGAUGUAGAUGAAGUUAAGGAAGGAGAAGAAGAAGUUAAGAAUGGAGAAGAAGUUAGGGAAGGAGAAGAAGUUAAGGAUGGAGAAAUAGUUUGGGAUGGGGAAGAAGUGAAGGAAGGAGAAGAAGUUAGGGAGGAAGAAGAAGAAGAAGUUUUGGAUGGAGAAGAAGUCAAGGAUAAAGAAGAAAUUAUGGAUGGGGAAGAAGUUAAGGAGGGAGAGAUGAUUAUCAUGGAUGGAGAAAAAGUCAAGGAAGGAGAAGAAAUCAUGGACGGAGAAGAUGUUAUGGAAGGAGAAGAUGGUUUGGAUGGAGAAGAAGUUAGGGAAGGAGAAGAAGUUAGGGAAAGAGAGGAAGUUAAAGAAGGAGAAGAAGUUAAGGAUGGAGAAGAAGUUUGGGAUGGAGAAGAAGUUUGGAAUGAAGAAGAAAUCAAGGAGGAAGAAGAAGCUAACGAAGGAGAAGAAGUUAUGGAUGGAGUGCAAGUUAAGGAUGGAGAAGAAAUUUGGGAUGUAGAUGAAGUUAAGGAAGGAGAAGAAGAAGUUAAGGACGGAGAAGAAGUUAGGGAAGGAGAAGAAGUUAAGGAUGGGGAAAUAGUUUGGGAUGGGGAAGAAGUGAAGGAAGGAGAAGAAGUUAGGGAGGAAGAAGAAGAAGAAGUUUUGGAUGGAGAAGAAGUCAAGGAUAAAGAAGAAGUUAUGGAUGGGGAAGAAGUUAAGGAGGGAGAGAUGAUUAUCAUGGAUGGAGAAAAAGUCAAGGAAGGAGAAGAAGUCAUGGACGGAGAAGAUGUUAUGGAAGGAGAAGGUGGUUUGGAUGGAGAAGAAGUUAGGGAAGGAGAAGAAGUUAGGGAAAGAGAGGAAGUUAAAGAAGGAGAAGAAGUUAAGGAUGGAGAAGAAGUUUGGAAUGAAAAAGAAAUCAAGGAGGAAGAAGAAGCUAACGAAGGAGAAGAAGAUGGAGAAGAAGUUAGGGAAGGAGAAGAAGUUAAGGAUGGGGAAAUAGUUUGGGAUGGGGAAGAAGUGAAGGAAGGAGAAGAAGUUAGGGAGGAAGAAGAAGAAGAAGUUUUGGAUGGAGAAGAAGUCAAGGAUAAAGAAGAAAUUAUGGAUGGGGAAGAAGUUAAGGAGGGAGAGAUGAUUAUCAUGGAUGGAGAAAAAGUCAAGGAAGGAGAAGAAGUCAUGGACGGAGAAGAUGUUAUGGAAGGAGAAGAUGGUUUGGAUGGAGAAGAAGUUAGGGAAGGAGAAGAAGUUAGGGAAAGAGAGGAAGUUAAAGAAGGAGAAGAAGUUAAGGAUGGAGAAGAAGUUUGGGAUGGAGAAGAAGUUUGGAAUGAAGAAGAAAUCAAGGAGGAAGAAGAAGCUAACGAAGGAGAAGAAGUUUGGACAAAACAGAUGUCCCUAGACGUCGGAAUGGACGGCGGCGACAAGGAUAAAGAAGAAAUUAUGGAUGGGGAAGAAGUUAAGGAGGGAGAGAUGAUUAUCAUGGAUGGAGAAGACGUCAAGGAAGGAGAAGAAGUCAUGGACGGAGAAGAUGUUAUGGAAGGAGAAGAAGGUUUGGAUGGAGAAGAAGUUAGGGAAGGAGAAGAAGUUAGGGCAAGAGAGGAAGUUAAAGAAGGAGAAGAAGUUAAGGAUGGAGAAAAGUUUGGGAUGGAGAAGAAAUCAAGGAGGAAGAAGAAACUAAGGAAGGAGAAGAAGUUAUGGAUGGAGUGUAAGUUAAGGAUGGAGAAGAAAUUUGGGAUGUAG
Molecule: messenger RNA, 2907 nt
Organism: Sphenostylis stenocarpa
Lineage: Eukaryota; Viridiplantae; Streptophyta; Magnoliopsida; Fabales; Fabaceae
Source: the annotation of a GenBank genome assembly